AUGAAGCCAGCAACGCGACCCCCUUUCUCCCAUGCUUCGUUUCCCCUUCGCCUUUCAGUUGCUGCUCGUUCAGGAUCAACUGCGCUGCCUGCUGCUGUGCCUGUGCCACCACCUGUUUCUGAGACCUCACACUUGUGCCACUUGCCUCACCAGCGUUCCCUCGCUCCCCCGCACUCUCCUCCCUCCUCCUUCCCCUCCUUCCCCCGUUCGCCUUUCAGCUGCUGUUACCUCACACUUAUGCCACUUGCCUCACCAGUGUUGCCACUUUCCUCCUCCCUCUCCUCCCUCCUCCUUAUGCUCCUCCCCCCUCUCGCCUUCCAGUUGCUGUUCAUUCGGGAUCAGCUGCACUGCUGCUGCGCCUGGGCCUUCUAUCUCGACUCAGAUGCCUAUUUCCGAAUGGACAACCACCGCCUUCCCAUUGAAGCCUGGCUCGCUGCCUUGCCCUUCACGGGAGCGUUCAACUGGAUAAGGGAUCGCUACGGCAUGGAUCUCACCAAUCAGACGUGGAUGCCGCAGUUCCCCAUUGCCCUGCUGGAUCCCCCUCCUGCUGGCGUGGCGGCCUGCAGCCAAUCACCCGCUGCCCCAUGUGCAGAGGAGCCCUCGGAGGAGCUGAUUGGGCUGUUCGCCCGGAAUUCAGGGGAGGAGAAUGGCGCCCCGGCUGCUCUGUUCAAUGCUUCUCUGGAGUCAAUCAAUGCGGGGGUCAUGCUGCUGAGACGCUCCCCCCUCACUUUCCAGUUUCUCGACACUUGGUAUAACGAGGAACCUUCUAACCGCCACUUACAGGAAGCCACGUGGGAGCAAAACCGACUCAACCGCAUUGCGCCACUCUUUGCAAAACACCUGGUGGUCGUGCCGUACCUGGAGCUCACUGGCCCGGAGGGGCGUCAGGUGCGGCAUGUGUGGUCGAUGGUGGGUCGGCAUAGGGACGAGGCACUGAGGGCUGCGUUGUUGGGAGCGUUAUUGGCUAAUGAGGUGGCGACUAAGGAGGAUGAUUGGACUCCAAGAGGGGUAGUUGAAAAGUGGGCACAUGAUGAAAUGGAUGCACGGGAAUAG
Molecule: messenger RNA, 1053 nt
Organism: Closterium sp. Naga37s-1
Lineage: Eukaryota; Viridiplantae; Streptophyta; Zygnematophyceae; Desmidiales; Closteriaceae
Source: the annotation of a GenBank genome assembly